AUGAAUUAAUUAGACUUCUCAAAACUUAGAAGCUAAAUUAAUUACUCUCCUUCAGAAAUUAAAAUUAGAAAAACGCCACAAUAUAUUGAACUUAAAAAUAAAUUGAUAGGUGGAGUUUAAGUAAUCAAAUAUUAGAAAGAUUUAUUGGAUGUAAAUCUCACAUCUAAUUUUGGAGAAGAAAGGACUAGAUAAAUUAAAGAACCAGUAUUAAGUGUUUUUAUUAAUAGGUUUGCAUUAUCGAUUGUAAUCAUGAAAUAUUUGAUUUAUAUGAUAUUUUUUUUUAUUAAGAGCAAGCAGCUUGUUCAACAUGUAAAAAGUAGGCCACUAAAAAAAACAUCAAAAAAGAAGAAUAUUAUUCUUAUAUCAUUAAGCAUAUGAGUGAAAAAAGCUUUAGUUGUUCGAUAAUAGGACAAUAUUUUUUCCAUUCAUUUUCAGAAAAAAUUUAAUCAAAAGCUAGAGAGUUACUUCUAAAAAAAGAAUACAAAAUAUUAUUAGAACAAAUAAUACAAAACUCUAAUGCAAAUAAGAAUUAAUUAAAAAAUACUUUUCUAUAAUUAAUUGAUUAAAAAGAAAAAGAGCAUAAUUAGAAUAACACCAUUAAUAUAACUAAAGUUUUAGAAUUUUCUUUUCAGUGUCUUAUUAAUUGCUAAAAAAUUAUCAUCCCUAUUUAUUUACAACAAUGUAAACAUUUAGAAUGUUAUGAAUUUACGAAUAUAUUGCAAUUGAUAGAUGAUAACUUAAAUUUGCCAAGGAAAUUUUAGAGAUAAUCUGUAAAAUGUUUUUUUUAAGAUUGUAAAACUAAAAUUCCUCUUAACAUCACCUAAUUACAACAGUAAUUAAUAUUCCCUUUUGAAAUUGCUAAUGCAAUUUCAAGAGAUUACCCUUUUUCUUUGAAACUUUAAUGGAAUUUUUAACAAAAUUAAUUCUAAAAUUAGAAAGCUAAAGUUUUUGUCUAUUUAAAAAAUCCAUCUCUAUAGGAAUCUUUAUAAAAAAUAAAGAUGGAGUAUGAUUUUCUAAUUAUUCUUAAGCAAAUAAUUAAUAAAGAGUUAGACAAUAAUUUAUAAAACAAAUUAAAAUUUUCUAAAUAUUCGGUUAGUUUAUAAGAAAUUUAAUUUCCUUGUAGAUGCAACUAUUGUGAAUUAUAAAAUGUAAAAGAUAUUAAACAGUUUAUUAUAAAUUAUUUUAUUCGAGAAAAAAAAGAUUAAUUUCAAUGUCCAGCUUGUAAUUUUAUGCAUAAAAAGGUUUAAUCAUUAGUAGAAAUUAUUUAUUUUGAUAGAUAUCUUUAUUAAGCUCAAAUAAAUGCAUAAGAUCUACAAUAAUUAGAAUACAAUAAAUAAGAUACUAAGCUUUUUAGAUUUUUUUUAUAACAUCAACAAGUCGACUUUUAAUAAGUAAAAAAAGAUUAUUAAUAAAAUAAAAUUUACCCAUAUGAAUGUUCAUAAUGCAUACUGAAUAUAAAAAAAAAGAUCAAAGAACCAUUAACAUUAAUUUUUUGUUAACAAAAACGAUCAAUAGAUUUUAAAUCCUUUAAAAAGUUUUUGGAAAAAAAUAAUUUUAAUUUAAAAAAUUUUCCUCAAUGUACCUGUGUCUUUUGUAAUGGCAAAAUUUUAAAUAUUACAGACUUUUACAGUGAUUCUGUAUUUAAAGAGCUUUUAUCUAAAGAGUUGGAUCCGGCUAAAGAAGAGUAUAUAAAAUAAUAUCUUAUCAAAAACUAUUUGUAAAACCCACUAGACGAUGAAAGAAUUCCUCAAUUCGAUUUAAUGAUUCUAAAAUAUUAAGAGUAACUAUAAUUAAUUUCAAAAUAAUAAUAAAAUUUAUAAGAUAAAUAGUAGGAUUAUGAAUAACAAAAUCCAAAUUAAAAUUAAUUUUAACCAUAAAAGUAUAAAAAUUAUCAAAAUCCUCCACAAUAAAAUAUUCAAAAUAUAGUUUUCUAGCCAUAAUAUAAUAAACCAAGAAUUAAAAAAAUUUCAAAGAUAGAAGAAUAAAAUAAUUUUAAUGAAUAAUAAAAUAUUUAAUAACCUUUUUUUUAUUUAGUAAAUGGUGAAUUGAUUCCAAAAUAAUUAUAUGAUAUGAGAAAUUCAUGA
Messenger RNA from Paramecium sonneborni, 2084 nucleotides. The record is from the annotation of a GenBank genome assembly. Lineage: Eukaryota; Ciliophora; Oligohymenophorea; Peniculida; Parameciidae.